Messenger RNA from Tuber melanosporum (Perigord truffle), 2496 nucleotides. RefSeq lists its product as uncharacterized. The coding region runs from base 1 to 2496 and encodes 831 amino acids. Gene Ontology annotation, molecular function: ATP-dependent protein folding chaperone; ATP binding. The record is from RefSeq and is a predicted model, not a curated record. Lineage: Eukaryota; Fungi; Ascomycota; Pezizomycetes; Pezizales; Tuberaceae. Gene Ontology annotation, cellular component: endoplasmic reticulum chaperone complex. Gene Ontology annotation, biological process: cellular response to hypoxia; negative regulation of hypoxia-induced intrinsic apoptotic signaling pathway; endoplasmic reticulum unfolded protein response. The transcript is spliced from 5 exons.
AUGCGCCCAAUAUCUGCAUCACCAGCAGCCCUAGCGGGUCUGCUCGUACUCUCUGUCUCCUCUUUAGCAUCUGCCUCGGCCGCCGUACUGGGUAUAGACUUCGGCCAGGAAUUCAUCAAAGCCGCGCUAGUCAAACCUGGAAUCCCCCUCGAGAUAGUCUUGACGAAGGACACCAAGCGCAAGGAAGCCGCGGCUGUAGGCUUCAAGCCAGCCAGCAACGGCAAAGAGGGGGAAUUCGCAUACCCGGAGCGACUAUACGGCGCCGACGCGGUCAACCUCGCAGCUAGGUUUCCACACGAUGUUUACCCGGGGUUGAAGAAGGUUAUGGGUCAGCACAUUACGGAUGACUCGGUCAUGGCGUAUUGGGCGAGGAAUCCUGCGCUCUCGGUUGUUCCCAAUUUAUUCCGGUCUACGGUUGCGUUCCAGAGCUCGUCGGCGCCGCCUGUGGAUUCUGGAGAGGGGGAGUUUACGGUUGAGGAGCUUUUGGCUAUGCAGUUCAAGUCAAUUGUGUACAAUGCAAAAGCUUUGGCGGGAGCGAACACCAGGAUUAGGGAUGUGGUGUUUACGGUUCCGGCGUUUUUGAAGGCUGAAGAAAGGAGCUCUCUUAAGCUCGCCGCUGAGCUUGCUGGAUUAAAGGUUAUGAGUUUUGUUUCGGACGGAUUGGCCGUUGGGAUCAAUUACGCUACUACUCGUACCUUCAAUGAGAGCUCGCCUGAGUAUCACAUUGUUUAUGAUAUGGGUGCGGGGUCGACUACGGCUACUCUACUGAGGUUCCAAGGCAGGAGUGUAAAGGAUGUUGGGAGGUUCAAUAAGACAGUUCAGGAGGUCACAGUUCUUGGCAUUGGUUACGACACUGAGCUCGGCGGAGAUAUCUUUAACCAGGAGAUAUUCGAAAUUCUUCUAGAUGACUUUGUCAACAACCCUAAGGCGAAGGGGCUCCUUGAGGAGGACCCGGACCUCAAGAACACUGUUCGCACCAAUGGCCGUGCUGCAUCUAAGCUCUGGAAGGAGGCAACCAGAGUCCGACAGAUCCUCUCCGCUAACACUGACACUGUUGCUUCUAUCGAGUCAUUGUACAAGGAUAUUGAUUUCCGCUCCAGCAAAAUCACUCGCGCUACUUUUGAGAAGCUUCUCGCCCAGUACGAGGCUCGCAUCACCAAACCGAUCACUGAUGCAAUUAGCAACGCUAAUGUUGCCUUGAGUGAAGUCAAUACAUUGAUCGUCCACGGAGGUGCUGUCAGAACCCCAUUCGUCGGAAAGAAGAUUGAAGAUAUCAUAGGAGGUGCUGAGAAGAUCUCUAAGCAAGUCAAUCCUGACGAGUCAGCUGUCCUUGGAGCUACCUUUAAAGGCGCGGCUGAGAGUGGUGCUUUCAAGGUCAAGGAGAUCCGAACCCAGGAUAUUGGUGCUUUUGGCGUCUCUAUCAAGUACAAAAAGGAUGCAGAGGCAAAGAAAGAAACCGUCCAACAAAUCUUCCCCUUUUACUCCAAGAUUGGCAGCGAAAAGGUCAUCCCUUUCUCUCGGAACUCGGAGCUCACUUUUAACACUGUCCACAACCUCCCUCCUAGGAUCAACGACCCCAACCAAAAGCCUAGGCAGGAACUGCUCGAGACUAUCGAGACAUCUAACCUUACCAGCUCUGUCAAGAAGCUUCAAGAUGACUUUGGAUGUGCGGAGAACGAUAUUGUUACUAAAUUUGGUAUUGUGCUCAACCCUAAGGACUCUCUUCCAAAGGUCAUUAGAUUUUGGGUCGAAUGUGGCGUCGAGGUUGCUCCGGAAGCUCCAAAAAGGGAUGCUGGUGGUGCCUUUGAGGAUGUCAAGGGAUUUUUCGGGUAUGGAAAGAAGGAUGCCUCGAAGUCGACUAAGUCAGCGGACUCACAGCCUAGGGCCAUUAGGAGAAUUGAAAAGAUUCCUGUCAAGUAUACUAUUACCAAGGCCGGAUUUCCCAACAUUCCGGAAAAAGACAUGACGUCUUUGAUCCUGAAGAUCCGCGGAUUUGACAAGCAUGACAAAGAGCGUAAGGAUCUUGAGGAAGCUCGUAACAACCUUGAGGCAUAUACCUACCGUGCUAGAGGUUAUUUGAGUGAUGAUGCAUUCAUCGCCGUCUCCACUGAAGAGCAACGUGAGAGAUUGGACGCCAUGAUUAGCGAGGCUAGCGAUUGGCUUUACGGUGAUGGAUAUACUGCUGGCCUUAAAGAAGUCCACCAAAAAAUCAAGCAGCUUGAGGCUCUUGAAGCCCCCAUUUCUAAAAGAAGGACGGAGAAGGACAGUCUCCCGGAGGCCCUCAAAGGUCUUAACAAUAUCCUUAUCUCCAUGAAGGGUUUCAUCGAGCGUGAGGAAUCUCUUGCUGAGGCGCAGUCCGACGAUUCCUACUCAUUCGACUUGAAGCCGCUGAAGAAGGCCUAUGAGAAGGAGAGAGCCUGGGUUGAAGAGAAGAGUGCCGCUCAGGAGAAGCUCCAGCCCCAUGAAGGCCCCAUAUUAACCUCCGAGGAGAUAUGA